GUCGCUCUGAUUCGCUGUUUUGACUUUUUUUAUUUUCACAUAAAAGAUUGAGCAUGUUGGAGCUUUUUUGUAUCAUUAAACGACAUUAAACGUUCCCCAAAUGGGAAAAAUAAAUUAUCUUGACUGUGAAUACUGUUCACCAUAUUACGAUAAAGUUAAUAUACAUUGUUGGGCGUGUAUAUUAUUUUUGUUAACAAUGAGUUUGUUGGUAUGCGUUGGACAAAAAUAGAUAAACGUUAUGGUGUUCAGUGUAAUGACGUAUACACAAUCAAUUGGGUAUUCACAGGCUAAAGGACAAGAUACGGGUCAAAUUUAAUGCAAGUGAGUAAUCAAAAGCGGGUAUGGAAGUGCUCAAAACAUCCCAAGAAAUAGUGCACGAGGGAUGGCUAAUUAAAUCGCCACCUACUAAACUUUGGCGAGCGAGGUGGAGAAAACGAUGGUUUGCUCUUCGUCAUAGCGGUGAAUUGCCAGGACAAUAUUUUUUAGAAUAUUAUACAGAUAAGAGAUGUCGAAAACUCAAAGGGCACAUCGAUCUUGAUCAGUGUGAACAGGUUGAUGCCGGUUUACGAUUUGAAAAUCGCAAACAAAAAUAUCAAUAUAUGUUCAACGUGAAAACACCAAAGAGGAUUUAUUAUUUGGUGGCUGAGAGUGAAUCAGAUAUGAAUAAAUGGGUAGAUGCAAUAUGUCAAGUCUGUGGAUUAAAAGCAUAUACUCAGGAUGAAGAACAACAACUAUUCCACUUUGAGUCUCAAGAAUCACCGCCCAUAUCACCUACAAGUACCAUAUCAGGCCCUUACAUUCCCAUCAGUGAAUGUAUUUCCGGUCGACGUUUAAAUGAUACUAGCUCUCUAAGUUCAGCUAUAAGUCAUGGUCCUGAACAUUACGACGCUCCUCGGAGACUCGCUCCAUCUCCAUCAAGAUCACCAAUUACAACAGAUGCAGAAAGUGUUUUCACUGAUGACGAAUGGACAACACCGAUUCCGAGUGUCAAUUGGGAAACUUUUCCCUCUUCUGGUGAUUCAAAACUUUCUCAGAAUUUGAGUGAUCCAAAAAUUUGUUCAUGGAGUGUGAGCAAACGUUUUGGUAAAUUUAAAAUUGUUGAUUCCGCCAUACCUACAGCUGAUGAGUCAGUUCGGGCUCCACCACGACCACCAAAACCAUCUCACAUGACAUUAGAAAAUAUUGGACAUAAUUAUUUGAACUUAGAUGGUGCUACUGAAAGUUCUAAACCAACAACACCAGCGACACCCGCACCAUCGACACCAGCAACUGCAAUAAUCUCUGAUGAAACAUAUGAUUUUCCGCGCUCUCAUCAAAUAGGUACUUCAAGUGUAACUAGUACUGAUACCUCUACAACCGGGCGGACACCUAGGCAUUGUUAUAGUAAUGCUGCACCAUCUUCUGUUGACGAUCGUAUAUUUAGAUAUGAUUUUAAUGAUGAUGAACCAUCCAGUCCUCGUUCUGAGAGCUCAACCACUGCAACUUAUUCUAAUUUGCCAAGUCCACUAAUAAGAGAUUCUUCGAGUAGUGUAUCAUCAACUGUUGUUCUUCCACCGCCUGUCGUUUAUCGAGAAUUAAAACCUGGAAGAAAAACGAGUGAUACAACUUCUAUUAUUAGUAAUGAACCAUCGCCUGGUCCUACUUUAUCUGCUCCAGAAAUGAGUCCUACUGAUCAUUUAGCUACUGAACCACCACGCAUUAAUCGGAAAUUGAAACCCCCGCUAACCAAACUCCCUACUAAGGGACCACUUCAAUUGGCUUCACCACCUGGUAAAAAUAAAUUGCGAGCAGCUCCCAGCCCUACGCCACAUGCUCACGGACAUAGUACACGACAUUGUUCAACAUCAGACGAAGAUAACAAUAUUGUGGAUGAUAAAGAGGAGAUUUACUAUUAUCAGGAUAAUAAUACUUUUAUACCGGCUUCAAAUCGAAGAUUAGUAGUUUUACAAUACUUAGAUCUUGAUUUAGAAGCUUCUGAAAGUUUUGCUUCAUCAACAUUACCGCCGGCUCAAUCGCCGCCUAAUACUACUGUUUAUAAAACUGUGGAUUUUUUGAAAACCGAUGCCUUUAAUCGUACAAGACAACGAGUUGAAGAAGAGAGAAAACGUACUGAUGAAUUAGCUUAGACUAUCUGUCUGUCAAAAUAAGCGAUGCAUAGAUUAUUUUUGAUAAGGUUAAUUUAAAAGAGUGUACUGGAGACAUUGCAUUUGACAUCGCAUUUUGGAUAUUUGAGUAUCAAAAAUAACGUAAAGGUUGACAUAUUUUAACAUUAAAAACAUCAAUAUUUUAUGCAAAUAUAGUGUUCUAAUAAAAAAUCAGCAUUUUUACUGCAAUGGGUAGCAAUAUUUUUUAUUAAGAACCAAAAAUAUAAUAUUUAAGAAUUAGAGAAAACGGUAAAUUUUAUAAAAACAAGUAUAUUGUGAGUGUAAAAUUUUUUGAUUUUAAUUACAAUGAUACAUUGGUUUUUUUAGUAAAAAACUGAAUUUAGAAUUGGAAAAACAAAAAACAUUUUACGAUUUGUAAUCUUGAUAUAAACAUAAUUUAGAAAUGAGCUGUUUUAAAAUAAGAGUAUAAAUAUUAAAAAAAAAAAAAAAAAAAAAAAGAGUUCGUUUCAA
Molecule: messenger RNA, 2615 nt
Organism: Cotesia glomerata
Lineage: Eukaryota; Metazoa; Arthropoda; Insecta; Hymenoptera; Braconidae
Gene: dos
Product: GRB2-associated-binding protein 2
Exons: 6
Coding region: 342-2126 (594 amino acids)
Source: RefSeq, a predicted model, not a curated record